Macrosteles quadrilineatus (aster leafhopper) is the source of this 1183-nucleotide messenger RNA. RefSeq names its product kinesin-like protein KIF20A. Lineage: Eukaryota; Metazoa; Arthropoda; Insecta; Hemiptera; Cicadellidae. Gene Ontology annotation, cellular component: kinesin complex; microtubule; nucleus. The record is from RefSeq and is a predicted model, not a curated record. Gene Ontology annotation, molecular function: ATP hydrolysis activity; ATP binding; microtubule motor activity. Gene Ontology annotation, biological process: microtubule-based movement. The coding region runs from base 389 to 1183 and encodes 264 amino acids. The transcript has a single exon.
GAAGAAUCUGUUGGACCACUACAUUGAAGAGGAUUCCAUUAAUCCCUCUGAAGAUGCUAUUAAAGUUUUCCUAAGGCUGAAACCAACUCUCAUUGAAAAUAAUGUUAUACAAGUGUUGGAUGCUAAAACUUUACUUUUCAAAAUGCCUCAAGAAUUUAUGCAAGCACGUAACAAGCUGAAUAUGGCAGAUCAUUACAAGUAUUCCUUCUCACAUAUAUACGAGCUGAACACAACCCAAAGUCAGAUAUAAACUGGUUGUGUUGCACCAUUAAUUAAGAACCUGUUUAAUGGGCAACACUGUCUACUUUUUACCUACGGAACUACAAAUGCCGGGAAAACUUUUACUGUACUAGGUAAUGAAGAUAAUCCUGGAAUCAUCCCUCGCACAAUGACGACAGUGUUCAAAUCAAUAUGUGGAAAAGAGUACAAGAAUGAUCAAAUAAUGCCUGACAAGUUCAACUCGGCCAUAGAAGUUACCGAAAGUACUCUGGCAGCAGACAAAAAAUUCAAAGAAGAAAUUUUAACAUGGAGCCACCGAACGACUCAAAUGGAUUCCAAACUUCACAAAACCAACAGCACGGUUAGAUCAAGUGUUGAUGAAAUAUUUGGAGAGUCUGUGUUCAGAGAAAUGCAGAAAUGUUUAACCAAUGACACGUCCAUUGUUCAGUAUGCAUCAGAAUCAGAUGACCGAUUUUCUGUGUGGGUCAGUUUUGCUGAGAUUUACAAUGAAGCAAUUUACGAUCUGUUGCAACUGCAACCUGUGACUCCCAACUUCAAACGAAAACAACUCAAAUUGGGUCAAGAUAAUCACAAGAAUUAUUACAUUAAAGGACUAAAACACGUGUUUGUCGGGUCGGAGGAGGAGGCGUACAAAGUAUUGAUGUUUGGUAAGACAAAUCUCCAAGUGGCAGCCACUGGGAUGAACACUAGGUCCAGCAGGUCUCAUUGUAUAUUCAACAUUAAACUGAUCAAGAGUCCAAAUGUGGAACACCCUGAGCGAGUGGUGGUUAGCAGCUUCGCUAUGCAGAAAAAGACUCUGAAUGUUGGUCUUAGAUUGAAGGAAUCACAAAACAUCAAUUGUUCACUUUAUGUCUUAAGUCGUUGUUUUACAAUUAUCAGAGAGAACCAGAUGAACAUGGAGAGUAAAAUGAUCCCAUCCUCGUCGCCAACUGAGAUGACUUGA